AUGAGGCUUACACAAUCCCUUGCAGCCCUUGCGGCAUGCGCCCAACUUGGACACGCCUUGGACCUGGACGUCUCGUCACCAGACUCUAUUCGCAAUGCAGCAUUUACACUCGCACAUGGUCUUAUGAAUUACUAUCAAAACAACAAGACCGAUACACCGAAGGAAUCGAUAGGCACACUUCCUUAUCCCUUGUACUGGUGGGAAGCUGGAGCCGUGUGGGGCAGUCUCAUCGACUACUGGGCAUACACAAAGGACACCAGCUUCAACAAUGUUGUUAUGCAAGCCAUGAUGGCUCAGACCGGUACCGGCAACGACUUCCUACCUGAAGCCUACUACAGCAGCAUGGGCAACGAUGACCAAGCCUUCUGGGCCUUCGCCGCUCUCUCAGCCCUCGAAUAUGGCUUCCCCGACCCUCCGGAGGGCUCGCCGUCUUGGGAAACGCUCGCCGUGAACGCCUUUAACUCGAUGGUUCCUCGUUGGGACACGUCAACAUGCAAUGGUGGACUGAGGUGGCAGGUCUUUUCACAAAACGCUGGAUGGGACUACAAGAAUUCGGUUUCGAACGGAGGUUUCUUCCAAAUGGCUGCUCGCCUAGCACGCUACACUGGCAACACUACUUACGCCGACUGGGCAGAGAAGAUCUAUGACUGGACCACUGCUACCGGCUUGAUCGACGACAGCUACCGCAUCUACGACGGUGCUAGUGCCACCGACAACUGCCAAAACGUCACGCCGCUACAGUGGACCUACAACUCCGGUAUCUUCAUCUAUGGUGCUGCAACCAUGUACAACUACACCAACGCCUCUUCCACCUGGGAGACACGUCUGACUGGCCUCAUCGAGCAAGCGGACCAAUCCUUCUUCCAAGCAUUCGAUAAUGCAACCGGCGUCAUGGUCGAGGGAGCUUGUGAGCCCUACGGCACCUGCAACAAUGACAUGAAAAGUUUCAAGGCUUACAUGGCUCGCUUCCUUGGCAAGGCUAUCACUGUUGCUCCUUAUACUCGCUCUGCUAUCCAACCGCUUCUCACAAGCUCUGCUCAAGGCGCUGCACGAUCGUGUUCAGGCCCGAGUGAUGGUGUCACCUGCGGUCAAAAGUGGUACAUGGACUUUGAUGGAAGUUAUGGCAUCGGACAGGAGCUCUCGGCUCUGGAAGUCACUCAGGCUCUCCUUGUUGAUGAGGCACCUGCUUUGAUGAACCAUGACGAUGUCAAGAUCGAGACUGCUACACCAUCUAGCACUCUCGAGCCUACCGUUAGUGUUGGACCCGCAAGUGUCUCCGGCAUCAGCAGCACCUCCGCCAUGAGCACCGCAUCUGCCACAAGCAGCACAUCAGCAGAGCCUUCGAGCACAGGUGCUGGUGUCAUGAACACGGCCAUGCCUCGCCUGGGAGCUUUGAUCGGUGGUGUCCUUGGAGCAGCAGUCUUGCUGUAG
Aureobasidium namibiae CBS 147.97 is the source of this 1431-nucleotide messenger RNA. RefSeq names its product cell wall glycosyl hydrolase Dfg5. The coding region runs from base 1 to 1431 and encodes 476 amino acids. Lineage: Eukaryota; Fungi; Ascomycota; Dothideomycetes; Dothideales; Saccotheciaceae. Gene Ontology annotation, molecular function: mannan endo-1,6-alpha-mannosidase activity. The record is from RefSeq and is a predicted model, not a curated record. The transcript has 3 exons. Gene Ontology annotation, biological process: fungal-type cell wall biogenesis; carbohydrate catabolic process.